AUGGAUGAGAGCUUAUCUGAUAUUUUCCAAGAGACAGAGUUUGGGGACACCAACUUUGGUGGAGAGGAUCUCUUUUCCAUUUUGGAGAGCCUAGAAGGCUUCAACAAUUUUCCUCCCAUCGAUGAAGCUGUUAUAAUUACUCCAACUUUGAAAGAAAAUGAGCAAAACUCAAGAUUGGUUUCUCAGAAGUCAACUUCUUCAAGUGCUCCACAAGAUUAUGAAACGGAACCCGAAACUGAACCCAAAAGCAAGAGACAGAAACUUGCCCCCACUUCGCCAGAGGAACCAAACCCUGAUGGACAACAAAGGAUAUCUCAUAUUACUGUUGAACGCAACCGAAGAAAGCAAAUGAAUGAGCACUUGUCUGUCUUGAGGUCACUUAUGCCUUGCUUUUAUGUCAAACGAGGAGAUCAAGCAUCAAUAAUUGGAGGUGUGGUUAAUUACAUCAACGAGUUGCAACAAGUGCUACAAUGCCUUGAGGCCAAGAAACAGAGAAAAGUUUACAGUGAUGUACUAAGCCCUAGGCUAGUUUCAAGUCCAAGGCCUUCACCACUAAGUCCUCGAAAACCACCCUUGAGUCCUAGAAUAAACUUGCCUAUUAGUCCAAGGACUCCACAACCAGGUAGCCCUUACAAGCCCAAGUUGCAACAAGGUUACCUUUCCCCUACUAUAUCCAACUCUCGAGACCCAUCUCCUCCUUCUAAUUCUUCUUCUUCUGCUUCUUCCAUCAACGAUAAUAUCAACGAGCUUGUUGCUAAUUCCAAGUCUGCUAUCGCCGAUGUUGAGGUCAAGUUUUCAGGUCCACACGUUCUUUUGAAAACUGUAUCACCACGGAUUCCCGGGCAAGCUUUGAGAAUAGUAUCAGCCCUUGAAGACCUAGCACUCGAAAUCCUCCAUGUGAGCAUUAGCACUGCUGAUGAAACCAUGCUAAACUCAUUCACUAUUAAGAUUGGAAUUGAAUGCCAACUCAGUGCCGAAGAACUCGCUCAACAAAUUCAGCAAACAUUCUGCUAA
Molecule: messenger RNA, 1014 nt
Organism: Gastrolobium bilobum
Lineage: Eukaryota; Viridiplantae; Streptophyta; Magnoliopsida; Fabales; Fabaceae
Product: transcription factor SPEECHLESS
Exons: 3
Coding region: 1-1014 (337 amino acids)
Biological process (GO): guard cell differentiation; positive regulation of DNA-templated transcription; stomatal complex development
Cellular component (GO): nucleus
Molecular function (GO): protein dimerization activity; DNA-binding transcription factor activity
Source: RefSeq, a predicted model, not a curated record